Sarcophilus harrisii (Tasmanian devil) is the source of this 2121-nucleotide messenger RNA. It is a transcript of the gene MTURN, whose product is annotated as maturin, neural progenitor differentiation regulator homolog. Gene Ontology annotation, biological process: positive regulation of megakaryocyte differentiation; regulation of signaling. Gene Ontology annotation, cellular component: cytoplasm. The coding region runs from base 389 to 784 and encodes 131 amino acids. The transcript is spliced from 3 exons. The record is from RefSeq and is a predicted model, not a curated record. Lineage: Eukaryota; Metazoa; Chordata; Mammalia; Dasyuromorphia; Dasyuridae.
AGGGAGGAGGAGGAGGAGAAGGAGGAGGAGGAGGAGGAGGAGGAGGAGGGGCAGAGCCCGACGCCGCCCGCUUUUCGCCCACAACAUGUAAACAGUCCCCGCCAAGAGUUCUCCUGGGAGCCGGAGCGGGCGGGCCGGGCGUCAGAGCAAGUCCGCGCGCAGCCCCUGGCCGCGAAGAGCCCCCGGGCGCGAGCGCCGACGUCCCGGGAGAGCGGGGAGCCGAGGAAGCGCGGGCCGAGCGGAGCCGAGCGGAGCGCAGCGCGCGGGGCGCGGAGAGGCCGAGAGCGGCGCCGGGAGGGCCCGAGAGCUAGAGCCGGGAGCCCCGGAGCGAGGAGGAGCGAGCCGGGAGGGCAGUGGAGAGGGCGGCGAGGCGGGGGCCACCGACGGGAUGGAUUUCCAGCAGCUGGCUGACGUCGCGGACAAAUGGUGCUCCAACACGCCCUUCGACCUCAUCGCCACGGAGGAGACGGAGAGGAGGAUGGAUUUCUACGCCGACCCGGGGGUCUCCUUCUACGUGCUGUGUCCGGACAACGGCUGCGGGGACAAUUUUCACGUCUGGAGUGAGAGCGAAGACUGCCUGCCUUUCUUGCAGCUGGCGCAGGAUUACAUCUCCUCGUGCGGCAAGAAGACCCUCCAUGAAGUGUUGGAAAAAGUCUUCAAGUCUUUCAGACCUUUGUUGGGACUCCCGGAUAUAGACGACGACGCAUUUGAGGAGUACAGCGCGGACGUGGAAGAGGAUGAGCCCGAAGCCGACCACCAACAGAUGGGCGUCAGUCAGCAGUAAACUUUGGAGGGUUGUGAGGAGGACACGUGUUAACUUCUUGGUGCCAGGUGGGGUCUUGGGCUCCUGUGUUUGCAUUUUGCAUUGGCUCAUCACCACAGGAGGUCUGACUCCCAGCAUCCAAAUUAAAAUGAAAUAGCAUUUUAACCACCAUGAAAUAUCUGUGAUCAGCUUUGCUACGGGGUGGCCUGAUCCGCCCCUGCCCCUUCUGCUCCCAGGAGGCAGCCGGGCCUCCUCUUGGUUGCCUUGUGCCAUUUUGAAUCUAGAAUCCGUUUUUGUAGCCAGCUUCAUUUUCUCUUUUGUUCACGGCAGAGGAUUCCCAUCUGCUGACUUGACCGGCCAGUUUGAAGACUAUAUCAGGUUUGGAUCUGGCCAAGGGAGAGCUGUGUGGGGGGUAGACAUCAUGCACGGUUUUUUUUUUUUUCAUUGAUUUCAUGAUCUUUUAACUACUCAUUAGAGCAGGUGUUCUGCUAUCUCGAUGUAGUUUAAAUGCAAAAGAGCAGAUUUUUAAACAUGGGAUGCAAACUCCUCAAAUCGGUUCAGGAGGAGUAGGAGAUAAAUACAAACCUCUGAUAAAGGGUUUUUUUUUUUUUUAAUCUCACUUCAACAUUUAUUAAGCGCCUACUGUAUGUGAGUAUAUUAUCCAAAUAUUUUUAAAUGACGCUAUCCCUGCCCUCAGGGAGCUCAUUUAUUACAGAAAUAUUAAAUGGCUUUGAAAACUUCCCAAGUCUAAAUGACAAUAUGUCAAGGAUCAUGUCACCAUCUAGAAGAUGAGGCUCAGAGAGUUGUUUACAAUGACCAGAGCAGGAUCACACAGAUAGUAACUAUUAGAGGCCAGAUCUGAAUCUGGGUCUCUUUGAUUCAAGGGUCAUAUUUCUAAAAGGAACCUCAGUCUAACUGCCUUAUUUUACAAAUGAGGAAACUGAGGUUGAGAGCAGCAGAGUGACCUGCCCAAGGCCAUACAGGUGGUAACUAACAGAGUUGGAACACAAGCCCUCUGCCUCCAAAUCCCUUGUUCUUACUACUGCACCAGGCUGCCUCCAGGUCUAGUACUUGGUGAUGUCUUCCACGCUGCCUCUCCAGUCCAAAGCUACUUUGUCACCGUUGAGAAGAAAAAAAAAAAAAAAAACAAUGAGCAUCAUUGGGUGACUUUGUAAAAAUACAUAAAAUAUUGUGUGAGAGAUGAAACUUCCAACUUCACGCUUUUCUGGUGAGUUGACAACUUGUUAAUAUAUGGAUGUCAUUCAGAGUUCAAGUGCCAUGUCAACCUUGAAGCCAUAAAUACAUUUAUUAGGGAACUCAAUUCAACUGUGGUCAGAAUUAUAAAAAAACAAACGAAA